GAGGUCGAGGUGCGGCUGGCUGCAUUCUUGUCUUGGUUGAGAUCACGGAAGCUCGCCGGUCGAGUAGUUUCCGAAACCCUAGUCGUCACAUACAAAAUUAUCGAUACUGAAAACAAAUUAGCCCGUUGUUCAAAAAUUUGUACCAAAGUAAGGUGCUUUGGAAACGGACAAUUUUGAUAUUAAAAAGGGCAGCACACUAGCUCAUCCAAACGGUUGGAAACAAAAGUCAGGAAACAAGGCAGAUAUUUCUAUUUUUCCAUCGAGAGGCAAAUAAGAAGUGUUGUCUUAAUUGACACGAUUGCUGGACCGAAGAAAUGAAGACUUUAAGAUUUUUGUUCUGGGCAUUAGUUCUCCUUGUACUGCAAGAGUUCACCGUCUCUGAAGAAGCUGACAAACCUGAGGAAAAAGAGAAUGCAGCUGAUGAGCCCUCAACCGAAGACUGCAGUUGUGACGCGGUCAUUUGUGAGGUAGUCAGCGAGGAUAAAUGUCCGCAUGGCCUGGUCAACGAUACGAGAGAUCCGUGCCGGUGUUGCAAGCGCUGCGGUAACGGCGAAUACCAGUUCUGUGAUCCGGAAGAGUUGUCCGCCAAGGAACUGGCUGAAAAGGAGCACAACUUUGGUCUGUGCGGGAAAGGGUUAACAUGCCGGGCCAACUACGGGGUACCGGUUGGGGCCAAACCUGAAAUGAUCUGCUACUGUCAAAAUGAGCAGAUGGUAUGUGGGUCUGACGGGGAGACGUAUGAGACGGAGUGUAGGAUGAACAAGGUUGCUUUUGAGACGGGACAAACUAUCGGGAGAAAGAAACCGGGAAUGUGUGAAGGAGCUCCGAAGGUGGUAACACCACCUAAUAGCGUCACCAAUUCUACCGUGGGCAACGUGUAUCUCCAGUGCGAGGUGAAAGGGAACCCCGUGCCCAGGAUCGAGUGGCGUAAGAUCGGACCUGACGGCCCCGCUGACUUUAUACCUAGCGGAGACAGUGGUAACAAUCGGGUGGCCAUUCAGACUAGGGGUGGCCCUGAAGAGUACGAGGUUACAGGUUGGCUGCAGAUUAUGAGGCUCGAGGUGGAAGAUGCAGGCGAGUACGAGUGUGUCGGUAUCAACGAUAAUGGCGAGGACAGCGGAAGAGCCAACAUUAUAGUCGUCGAGAAAGCUAAGCCAAUCCCUGGAGCAGCCAAAUAAUUACCAAAGGCAUGUCCAUAAUUAGGUCGUCCUACACACAAAUUACUUUGGUAUCAACUCUCAUUUCGUUUCAUUGCAGGUUGAACUAUCGUGUUGUUAAAUGUAACUGGAGAUUUUAAGAAGCUCAAAAUACAUGUAUGGGCAUUACCUUGUCCACCAUGACGGGCAACUUUAUGUUUGGAAUUAAUUGCAGAAAAAGGCCAAGAUGAAAGGUUACACAAACUGGCUGAUAACGCAAGCACGUCAAAAGAGGGCGCCCGUUAAAGUCGCACACUUAAUUACAACAGGCUUUUUUUUUAAAUGGUGCUAUUAAAAAUUGUUGAGAAGUGAGUAUUCCAUAUUUAGAAGUUACAUUUUCUUACUUAGAUACACGGACUGGAAUCCAUUUGUAAUUAAAUAUGUACAUGUAAUCUGUAGUGGAUGGAAUUACUGAAUCUUUGUACCAAUGAAAAAUUGCAUUUCUCGAGGAGCCAGAGGGAUUUGUGUGUUAAACGGAAAAGUCCCGGUAUUCUUGGAUUAUAAUGGAAGUGUCAAAAUAAUUUGAUAACGUUGUUUGACAUAAACCUGUACUUGGGUCUGUACACUGACUACCACAUUUCUGCCAUAAUUUGACCCGUCAGAUAUAUGUAAUCCCACUUUCCCCAGCUGGAGGCAUUCUGUAAAAGUGUGCUAUUCGUAAUUGCUUUGUAGCGAUUUAGUUUGACAUACGUAAAAAUAAAUCCAAAUGAAACAACUUUUUACCGUUACUUCACAUUUUGGGGGAAUGUUUGUUUUAUUUGGGGGGAGGUUAAAUUUGAGAUGCAAUACAUCACAUUAGGUGAAAUUCUGGUAGGGCUAGACAGUACUCAGCACGUUCGGUACCUGUUCACUCAGUAUAGCUUUAAAGUUCAACAUCUCUCAAAAGGGAUACCUGUACAAACAGCUAAUAAUCAAUUUGGUUCUGUGAUAAUAUUUCUCAGAAUGACAAUGAACGUUGGUAUUGAUUUCUGCACUCUGGGACCAAACAACUACUAAGAGCUGCCGUUAUAACGCUGGCAAGCUGUUAGCAAACAUCGCCUCAAUACAUGCAAAAAAUGUUGGAAUCACGGUUGCAGGAGAGUAUCGAGGUCGAGUGGGUGGUUCGAUGUUGAAUCAAAUGGGCCUAAGCUACUGUUAGAAUUGGAGGUUGACAGUCCUACCUCACGUAUCACGGGGCACUUGACAUUGCACCGAGAAAACGAAUUCAGAUCUUUUUCAUGCGUUGCACGUUUAGUCCAAUACACAAACCUGUCUGAUCUCUGCUCUGUACUUCAUAUCUCGAGAUAAAUUUUGUUUUCCUUUUGCAUGGUUUUUGUCACCCCCCCCCGUAGUCCUACCGCUACACUUGCCAGUGAUCAUUGUGAAUACGAUAGGGGACGCUGUAAUGUGUCACCAUGACGACACGGUUCAUAGAAACAAACAUGUCCGCUUGAUUGAGACAUGCAAUCACAAACACGUGACACAACCGUACUUUUCAACUCGUACAAAAUCUGUCAUUCGUCACUGUCCAUUCUGUAAACCGUCAAAAACAAGGAACCGAAUUUCGAUUCAUGUUUAGUCUCUGAAUACAAGCAAUUUGAUAGAGAAAUGAAGGGGCAUUACUGACUGGAGAUUUAGUUGGGGUUGGAUUAAGAAGUUCAUUCCCAAGGUCUCAUUUUCAGAUGCCCCGAGGGGAGGACAGGUCACGGUGUGUUUUUUGUGUCUUCAUUGUUACGCAUAAAGACAGAAAACUGGCCUACCGUGAUAAACAAGAGCGUGUGAAUCGACGAAGGGUUCGAUACCCAGCCCCCAGCUGUUAACGGUCUGAGUUAGCUCAAGUGACGAAUUUGUAUUUAUAUAAAAGUGUGCAUGUCAUACACUAAAUCUAAUGCACACUAUUGCGAUGGCAAACUCAUCACACCACAUCAGAAGAGAUUCUCACGUUCUGUGUUAAACUUGGAAGCAUUUCAUAAUUUCUUUUUUGAGUAGCCAGGACAUUUUGGAAUGACGUCAUGAUGACGCCAAGAGCAGUAUACAUCUACACUGCCGAGGGACAGGAUUUGUACGUUGCAACUAUCAUUUUGUUGUUUCAUUUCCUUUGGUCAUUUUUACUAUGAUGUAUAAUAUACCCACAAUUACAUGGCUCCUCAAGUCACCAGGGGAGCAAGUCACCAUA
Molecule: messenger RNA, 3351 nt
Organism: Acanthaster planci (crown-of-thorns starfish)
Lineage: Eukaryota; Metazoa; Echinodermata; Asteroidea; Valvatida; Acanthasteridae
Product: insulin-like growth factor-binding protein-related protein 1
Biological process (GO): regulation of signal transduction; regulation of cell growth
Cellular component (GO): extracellular region
Molecular function (GO): insulin-like growth factor binding
Source: RefSeq, a predicted model, not a curated record